Molecule: messenger RNA, 3210 nt
Organism: Fopius arisanus
Lineage: Eukaryota; Metazoa; Arthropoda; Insecta; Hymenoptera; Braconidae
Gene: Uvrag
Product: UV-resistance associated gene
Exons: 3
Coding region: 442-3003 (853 amino acids)
Biological process (GO): SNARE complex assembly
Cellular component (GO): endosome; lytic vacuole
Molecular function (GO): SNARE binding
Source: RefSeq, a predicted model, not a curated record
UCUAUAAAUAAUCAUCCUUACCGACCUGUGCAGCUGUGUUCACAUCUGACCGUGUGUGGAUCUGUGAAAAAUUGCUUGAUUUGUGAAAAAACUAAACUGUCAACGUUCAGCCUCAUUUGAUUGACAUUAAAACACGCCAGAUGUAACAAUGCUAUUGUGCUCGAAUAAAAACCAGAUAUACUCCUGAUUAAUUUCAAGACCACCAGUACCAACCCAUUAAAAACCGCUAAUUUAUCAAGAGAAUAUCGUUACCGAUUAGGAUCAGUUGAAUGCAAUUAACGUGAUAGAUAACCUUAACUGAACGAUGAUAAAUGUCACAUAGAUAUUUAUUCGGUGGUUAUCGUUUGUUUAUUAUCAUUCACUGUUGCAACUUGAUUAAACGAUUGAACAAAACAAACUUAACAUAUCAAAGUGGGUGGAGGUUUGCCAUGAUUGUGAAUAAUGGAGGUGAAAGUCGCGCAGGGUCUCGUAAGGGACUUGGAUGUAACACUUCAACCGCGAGCUGCACCGAGGUACAAAGUUUGGCUGCCCUUGGCCACCCAACAGCUGCGCCUGAGGAGCCUGUGCCAAGUGAUAGGGUGUAACUUGGAGACGGAUAAGAACCAUAAAAUAUGCUGGUUUUAUUUCACACUCCACAGAUCGAGCAUGUCAUCACCAUUUUAUACAAGUGAGCCCAUUGAUAAUGGUAGCCCACGAUGGGUGAGCCUUGAAGUGCCUACUUUGCAUGCCACCGGUCUCUCCACUGCAAAUGAAAUAAUUUUGCGUCUAUGGAGACGGACAGUGGUGGCCGAUCCGACAAGCGACGUAACAGUAUUCACGUGGGGUAUCUCCUUCACGGGUCUCGUCUACAUGGGCCCAAAGCUCUCGAACAACCUUGAACCAAUGCUCCGGCCAAAUUCCCUCAUAUUUCACCUCUACGGUGGCUUCUUUGUGCCAUCCUACUGCCUUCUUCAUCCUCCCGAAUUCCGUCGUUACCUCUACAUGAGUGUCAGCAACUCGGAGAUCCGAGACAGCUACACAGUCUCCAAAUUAACUAGCCUCAGACGAAAGAUGCAUUUGCUUAAGCAACAGAAUGAGGCCACCGAGGCCUUACGAGAGCGAAUAGCCUCUGGAGAUGGUGUCCAAUCUCCAAAAUUCAGACAGACAACUCUUAACAGAUUACUUCAACCAAAGAGAAUAAGUAAAGAAAAGAAAGCAGAAAUUUUGAUGAUUAAAAAGGAAUUAGAAGUAGCGAAAUUUAGAAUGAAAUUACUAGAGCAAGAGAGAUUUCGAAAAAUGGGUGAAUUGCGGGCACUAAAUCAAUUACAUCUGAGUGUGAUGGAGGAGAAUCAGGAUCACGGUUCCUUAUUAAUGGAGAGAUAUCGAGAACUCAAUAAGGACAUGGAAAGACUGAAGGAGUGGCGCCAGAGUCACAUAGAGACUAGAGAGGUUUAUGUACAGGCAUCGGCACAGCUGGCAUACAUGAGACGUCACCUCAUGUCAGAUCUCUGCCUGAUCUUCCCCAUUCGCCAAGAGUCUGAACGAAAAUACAUUAUCAAUAACAUUCAUCUGCCAGACAGUGAAGAGCUGGACUCCUGCAACGACAUUCAGACCUCAGCGGCCCUGGGUUACGUGGCCCAAUGCACUCAGAUGGUUGCCAACUUUCUCAACGUCCCCACUAGGUACCCCAUUCUCCUCAGCGGCUCGAGAACUAAAAUCGUCGACCACAUAAACGACAAUUUUCCCAAGAAAGAUCGUCAGUUUCCACUUUUCUCUCGCAGCAAGGAUAAAUUACGGUUUAAUUACGGGGUUUAUUUAUUGAAUAAAAACAUUGCCCAACUCAGGUGGUACUGUGGCCUCACCACCAUUGAUUUACGUCCGACAUUAAUCAAUUUGGGAUCUCUACUCAACCUGAAACCUAAUCAGUCGCUGGACAAUUCAAAACGUACGUUCUCAGGCUCAUCUCUGGAUACUGAUAACAGUGCUAAUGGAAAACACAAUGUUCCCCUGACUCCUCCUCUCCAAAAAGUGGUGAUUGAUAAAAUCAGUAGGACCAGGACGAUGAGUCAGUUGAGAAUGCUGAGAAAUUCCUUAGGAUCUUCUCUUGAUCAAGGCCUUAAUAAACCAAAUCAAUAUUUUGUUUUGGGAAAGCAGAGCAAACGUAUUUGCAAGUCUGAGGAAUCGGCUAUCGAUGCGAAAACAUUUUCGUUACCCAGAGAUGGGAUGAGCAACAGUAGUGGAGAGACUAUUGACGAUGGGCUGUUUCAUGAUCGUAAGAAUGACAGGCUGAAGCUACAAGUACAGUCGAAUCAGCUUAUUGAGCCUGAGAUCGAGAUUACGAUACCUGUGUCUGUAUCAAAACCGAAGUGUGAUGGUGAUAGUAUUAGGCAGAGGAGUUCCAACUCAAUAAGCAGCUGUGAAAUGGCCUUGGGGGCGUCUCAGACUGAGGUGAACAGAAUUAAUGGGGAGUUGGAUGAUGAAAAAAUCGAAACUGCAUUGAAUAGACUUGCCAAUGCUUUGGAUAAUGUUCAGGUGGGUGAGGAGAGUAUUGAAUCGAGUGAGGGUCUCACGAUUUCAGCGGUAGAAAAAUUGGGGGAGGACAGGAGUCAAGAAACUCUGACUGGUCUUGAGGGGGAGAAGGGAGUAAAUGACAGUACUGAAACACUCUCGAGUUCGAUGGUAUCGUUGGAUAAUACCAGGAAUUCCUAUGAGAGGAUUGAGGAAAGACUGGGAGUCGCCUGCAGCUGUCCUGAGAGCGCUAAGUCGUUUUACGAUGAUGGAGAUGACAGGAGCAACUGGAGAACAGAGUCCAAUCCAAUUUUCCAGAUGUCAAUGGAAAGGAAGACUUUUCCUGUUCCCAUCUCUCGAUCACAGCCUAACAGGGUUCAAGAGACUGUCAAUGAUUUUCAAGCCUCCAGUGAGUUCAUUAAUUCCAUACGCAAAAGCUCGGAAAAUGUUUUUGCAAGAACUGAAGCACUCGCAAGCAAAAAGACGAGCUUUAAGGUAAUGAAACCAAGGUUCUAGGUUUAUUUCUGAUUCGAGGAUAAUUAUUUUUCAAUGAUUCCAUGAAUUAGGUGUAAUUUAUUUUAGCUGGCUAUUUGUUUCUGGAUCAAAUGCUAUUUUCAUUCGGGGGAAAAGAAUGAUAGAAUGGUUGAAGAGAUUUAUUUAAUUAUUUAUUGCAUAUAAAUUGAAGGAUUUGGAGUCGAAUUGAAUUUGUUGAUAAAUAAUUGU